Messenger RNA from Hymenoscyphus albidus, 2902 nucleotides. The record is from the annotation of a GenBank genome assembly. Lineage: Eukaryota; Fungi; Ascomycota; Leotiomycetes; Helotiales; Helotiaceae.
AUGAGGUUCAGCACAGUGGUAGUUGCGUUCUUGAGCUCUUUGGCCGAGGCUCAGAGUACGGAACCCUAUCAUGCUCUGAGACGUCAGUCACUAAAACCUCCUUAGACAGCUAUGCGAGACUCGCCGUUCCAUACUUGGUUACCUCAGAUCCAGUCACUGUGAGUUUUUCCUGAGUAUUAUGAUUCUUUUUCCUCGUGAAACGUUAGGCGAAGGCUUCCUAAUCUACACAUUUAUUUGCUCUCCCUUUCCUUAUUAGUUAGCUUCAAAAACAUCUCUUCUUUUGUAACUUCUUGACCCCAUCAAGAAUUCGAUGAUUUCAUUCUAACCUGCCUCUAGCCUUUGCCACAAGGAGCGCCAUGGGGUACCAAAACCGCAAACAAUACCAACCCUUGUAAGAUAUUCAAUUUUUGCGUGUGGAACUUUAUUUACUAAUUUGACUCAGAUAGUAAGUUCUAACAAAAUCGCACUAGCUGACUGAAAUCUUAACUCUUGUUCUCGUGUAGCCGGUAAGUUUUGUAUAACCAUUUCGUAAAAAACUUCUGUGCUCAUAGUCUUAUAGAUCCUCCAGCAACUGGUGUAAUUCGCAAAUACGAUUUUACCAUCAGAAGACAACAGAAAGCUCCAGAUGGCUUCCCAAGAGAUUUCUUGACCAUCAAUGGCCAGUUUCCAGGUCCUCUGAUUGAAGCCAACUGGUAAUAGCCGCUAAUGCGUAAUCUUUAUCAACGAUAGCUGACCAAUCAAGGGGUGACACAAUUCAGGUGACGGUUCACAACGCUAUCAACUCACCGGAGGAGGGCACCGGUCUUCACUGGCACGGGAUUCUUCAAAAGGGUUCUCCGUGAGCACCCAUUGUCAUUACAUCGCAUAUGUUAUACUGAUUAUUAUUGCAGAUGGAUGGAUGGCGUCCCUGGCGUCACUCAGUGCCCUAUUCCUCCAGGAGGGACUUUCACAUACUCUUUUAUUGCCGAUCUUUACGGUUCAUCUUGGUAUCACAGUCAUUACUCCGGUAUGUAUCCUUCAAACCCGUAAUUAGAGUAAACUAACUUUUACAUAGGCCAGUAUGCUUCUGGUCUGCUUGGUCCCAUGAUUGUAUGCGAGUUCUAUCCCCCCUAUCCAUCCUUGGUUUCAGUUGAUGUGUGGAGCUUGAAGCUCAACGCUCCUGUCCUCUCCACUUUAUGAAGAAUGGAUCAACUAACAAUUCGCAGAUUCAUGGACCCGAUACCCUUGGGUAUGAUGUCGGUGGGUAUCUCCUAAUCUCACACAAAAAUAAAGCUAACUUUUCCGCUAAGACAUUGGACCAAUAUUGCUCACCGAUCAUUAUCAUCGCGAUUACUUUUCAAUUGUGAAAGAUGUCAUGUCUACUGAUAUCAAUUUGAUUGUAAGAUACUAAAACCCUAGCCAAUCUAGAAUUGCUAAGACAUUUGUUAAUUCCGACUAGGCUCCAGCAUCUGACAACAAUCUUAUCAACGGAAGAAAUAACUUCGACUGCUCGACGCUUCCUGCGAACCAACCAUGUGCUGCGAACGCUGGUAUCAGCAACUUUAAAUUCACACCGGGAAAAACUCAUCGACUUCGUUUGAUCAAUGCAGGCGCGGAGGCCAUUGAAAAAUUCUCCAUCGAUGGACACACCAUGACAGUUAUCGCCAAUGACUUUGUUCCAAUCAAUCCAUAUGAUACUCAAGGUAUGGGACUUCACAAAUAUUGGUAGUCACGAUCUGAAUUAACAUGAACAGUGGUUACUUUGGGUAUUGGACAACGAACAGACGUCCUCGUCAAGGCAGUCACCAACGAUACCAAGAGCAAUGCUGCGUUCAUCAUGCGUUCCUCUAUUGCAGCAUGCUCACUCUCUAUUAACCCAGAUGCCACCGCUAUCGUAUACUACGGCGCAAACGUUCCGUCUACUCUACCAACUACUCAGGCAUGGCCAGCCUUCAUCGAUUCCGUAGCCAACCAAUGUGCAAAUGACCCCAUUGCCUCCACAACCCCCGUUUACAAAAUCACGCCUGAUCCAAACCCGCCAAUCACCCAAAACAUCGCAAUUGGGUUCGGUCAAAACGCCACUCAGCACUGGUUAUGGACCAUGAACUCCGUUUCUUUCCGUGCCAACUACAACCAGCCAAUUCUUCUUUUGUCUAAUGUGGGCAACAACUCUUACCCUGCUAAUCCUGAAUGGAAUGUUUACAACUUUGGAUCCAACUCUUCUGUCAGAAUUGUUAUCGAGAACCCUGGCUUUGCUGCCCAUCCUAUGCAUUUACACGGUUAGCCAAUAUUUUCUAUUAUGUUUCUCAAAGGCGCAACUGACAUUGAGGAACAGGUCACAAUAUGCACAUUCUUAAUGUCGGAACCGGAACCUGGGAUGGAACCGUCAUCAAUCCCUCGAAUACCCAAAGACGUGACGUCCAACUCGUCCCCGCUGGAGGAUACUUGGUCCUACAGUUUGAAGCUGAUAACCCGGGUGCCUGGCCUCUUCAUUGCCACAUCGCUUGGCACGUAUCCGGUGGUCUUUAUGUCACGGUUGUAGAGAAACCGGAUGAGAUUGCCAAGUAUAAUGUUCCAUCCAUCAUGGUCAGUCGAUCUUUUCCUCUAUGGUAUAGAAAACAAAUUAACGGAUAUUAGGCACAAACAUGCCGGGACUGGACUAGUUACACCAAUUCUACUCUCGUUGAGCAGAUCGACUCUGGUUUGUGAUCGCCUUCUAUGCUAUGGAGGAAACAUGGGUUCGAUUAUGUGGUUUACCAUUCUUGUGAAAUGUAACACUUAGAGACUGCAUUUGUUUGUUUUCAUGUCUUCUGUCGUAUUUCAAUGGGGUGGGCGUUUCUCAAGGCGGCUGUUUUGUCUUUACUUAUUUCAUGUUUCUUUUCAUGAUAGCAUAGGCAAAUACGAAUAAAUCGAUAUUUUUUCA